CGUAUCUAUUGGUAUUUAUUGCUUACCUGAAAGAGCAUUGUAUGUAUUUUUCAGAAAAAUACACCGUGUGUGAUACCGACGCAUGCAUUGAAAGGGCAAAGCUCAUCAUCGAUUCUCUGAAUACUUCCGUGGAUCCAUGCAGUGAUUUCUACUCCUACGCAUGCGGCGGAUGGAUUAGUAAGCACAGAUUGCCCGACAGUGCAUCAUCUUACGGCAUUUUCGAGAUACUCGAAGACGAACUGCUGGAGACAUUGAACAGCACCUUAGAAAACAUUACGUUGGCUGGCACGAACGACACCGUCAUCAGAAAUGUUGCCGUUGUAUACAAUGCCUGCAAGGCUGUACCAACAGAGAGGGACAGGCCUGACAUCCUUCAGGACAUAUUGAAAGCCUCUGGAUUUGGGCAAUGGCCCAUAACUAAGCACACCAACCGGGUGUUUCAAAAUGCCUCUGAGGUGCUUAACGUGACCGGGUUGGAUCCAAUCCUCAACUUCUACAUAAGCCGAGACGUCCAGAGCCUCACUUCUUACAUUAUACAGCUGGAUGAAACAAGCUUCGUGAAGCUGGGACGAAAUCAGCUCACAAAUCCGGACGCCGAGGCGAACAAGCCAAUUCUGGACGCGUACAAGCACCUUAUUGAAGUAGCUGUAAAAUUCGUGAAGCCUAAAAUUAAACGAGUGAAGCUAAGGAAACUUCUCUCUGAUGUUCUGCUCCUUGAACAGCAGCUGGCCAGUUUGACAACACCACCGGAGGAAAGGCGAAACAUAUUUGAUAUAUACCACAGGGUAACGAUUGGGGAACUCGAAGCCAAGUUUCCUAACAUUCCUCUACAGAAUUUACUUAACAAGGAGUUCUCUAAGGCAAACAUCACGUUAGGAAAAAAUGAAACUUUGGAGCUGUACGCAUUAGAAUACUACAACAGAACGAAUGACCUUUUGCGUACCGUUGACGCAAAUACAUUAUUCAAUUACGCUGGCCUCCGCGUCGUACUCAGCUGGGCAACAGACCUUUCAAAAGACUACCUCAACGCUUCGUUCCAACUGACAAAAGUGGCUUGGGGUGUUCAAUCUCAGUGGCCCAGGUGGUCAAAGUGUAUGAGUUUUUUAACUAGAGCUAUGCGUGACGCUAUUGGCAACCUUUACGUGCAGAAGAAGUUUAGCGCCCAAGCUAAAACAGAGGUACUGGAGUAUGUUGAAAAAAUUAAAGGCGUCUUUCGUGAUAACCUCGAAAAGAACCAGUGGAUGGAUAAUAGCACUAAAACUGCCGCAAGAGAAAAGCUCAACAAAAUGGGCGUGAAGAUUGGAUAUCCGGAAGAAAUCAUGAAUAUGACUUAUCUUGAGGAGAGAUACAAAUAUAUUCCGAAAUUGAAUACUUCCAGUCAUUUUAUAGAAAUGUGGCGAUAUAUCGUGGACAACAAUGAGCGGAAGCAGCUAGAAAAAUUACGCACACCGUACGACAGAAAUAGCUGGGUAGUCGGCUCUGCUGUUGUGAAUGCAUUUUACAAUCCGAGUACUAAUGACAUGUUUUAUCCAUCAGGAAUCCUGCAAGGCCUUUUCUAUCAACACGGUCUUCCAAGUUCCAUAAACUAUGGAAGCAUCGGGGCUAUAAUUGGACACGAAAUAACACAUGGUUUUGACGACGAAGGCCGUCAGUACGAUGCCGACGGGAAGUUGAAGCAAUGGUGGAACAAUGGAACGCGCUCAAGGUUUGAAAAAAGGGCUAACUGCUUCGUACAACAAUAUGGACGCAUUAGAGACCAAACGGCCAAUAUGACGCUGGACGGAAGCAACACGCUGGGGGAAAAUAUCGCCGACAAUGGCGGCUUGAGAAUGGCUUUCAAAGCGUAUACCACUCUGCAUAACGACACCCGGUUAAAAAGCCUGGAACACAUUUCGGGAAAGAAGCUUUUCUUUAUUUCACGGGCGAUGACCCGGUGCAGCCUACGGACUCCUGCUUCACUCAGGAUGCAGAUACAGUAUGAUCCACACAGCCCAGCCCAGUACAGAAUAAAUGAACCAUUCAAGAACAUGGCAGCUUUCGCCACAGUGUUCAAGUGCAGUGUUGGUUCCGCGAUGCAUCCCGAACGAAACAAGACGUGUACUUUAUGGUGAACACGAUGUAAAGCAUGGCAGUACUAUCGACUAAAACACGAAUGCGUCAGCCUUGCGGUACAAUUCGUUAAUAAAAAGCUGAUUCCCUCCAA
This is a messenger RNA of Dermacentor silvarum, 2203 nucleotides long. RefSeq names its product neprilysin-4-like. Gene Ontology annotation, biological process: protein processing. The transcript has 19 exons. Bases 42 to 2111 code for a protein of 689 amino acids. The record is from RefSeq and is a predicted model, not a curated record. Gene Ontology annotation, cellular component: plasma membrane. Gene Ontology annotation, molecular function: metalloendopeptidase activity. NCBI's taxonomy places the organism in Eukaryota, Metazoa, Arthropoda, Arachnida, Ixodida, Ixodidae.